Molecule: messenger RNA, 3081 nt
Organism: Ostreobium quekettii
Lineage: Eukaryota; Viridiplantae; Chlorophyta; Ulvophyceae; Bryopsidales; Ostreobiaceae
Source: the annotation of a GenBank genome assembly
AUGGGCAGAGUCCGCUCCAGCAGCUGGAGCCUGGCAGCAUAUGCUACACGCUGCUUGUCCUUCUUGCUGGCGGUCAUCGUCCCCAUCUCCUGCCUGGAAACUGAAAACCAGUUUGGCUUCGUCUCCAUCAAUAAUCACAUCAACACAACAGUCGUGGCCGACUGCGAGGCGCUCCAGGAAGCCCUGCGGUCCGAGGUGGAGGACAACCUCAUCGUGGUGAUCGCCUACAUUCGGUGCGACCCCACCGUGUGGGACCAGUCUGUCGUGGUGUAUGGUAACAAGACGGUGACGGGCCCUGGCCAUGGCGUCAUCGUCGGGGCCGUGGACUGGGGGAGUGGCGACGGCGUGGUGGUUGUGGGCAACGGCUCCUCGCUCACCUUCCAGGACAUAAUCAUCCUACAAGAUUAUCUCGGGGCCAAUGCCCUGCUGAACUUGCAGUUCCUGAGCGCCGGCACUGAGUCCAACGCCUUUCUGAAGGGAGUGGCUGUGGGGGUUGGGGUGUGCCCCCAGCCGGUGGGCAUAUACGACAAAGACCUGCGCGACCUGGAGCGGCCUGGCCACAUCCCCGGAGAGCAGGAGGCCGCCAGGCUGGAUGUGACCGGCCUCUUUGUCAGGGACGUGGCUUUCUCACCCUAUGGCGACUCCACUUGGCAGCAGUGCAACGUGAUAUGGCGCUGCGGGGUGAUGUCCGCCCUGGAGCCCAAAUUCUUGAAAGAUUUCAACGACGAGCUGGUGAGUCCAGUGUGUGGGGACCCAUUAGCGGAUGGCGUUUCGCCGCUGGGCGUGGGUCUGCGGCGGAGGAGAGUGGAAAAGGUGGAGUCCGAGGAGGACAAGGCAGCCAUAGGGAUCUCUCUUUCAGUGCUGGGGCUUUUCCUGGUAAUUGUCGUCGUUGGGGCCCUCAUGCUCUUCCGACACAGGGGCAAGAAGAGAAGGCGCAAAGCUGACGAGAUUCAGCGAAAGAUCAAAGGGCCACAGCACAAUUGCCUGCAGCCCAUGGACGGGCCGGGGGACGUGCUGGCCCCAAGGGAACUGUGCAGCCCCCACCUCGGGUCCACGUCAACCGGAAACUUCCCGAACGUCUUCAAGAUGGAUCUCGCAGACGUGGAGUUGGGCAAGCGGCUGAAGAGGGGGAAGUCCGGUUCCGUCUACAAGUGUUCCUAUCAGGGGGUGCCGGUGGCCGUGAAGGUUGUGGAUCACCGCGGCGAGGGCCUGCAGGAGGACACCGGGGAGCCCCUGGAGGCGGAGCUGUGCAAACAGAUGCUGCACGGCAACGUCGUGGCGACGUAUUUGUACAAGACUGUACGAUUUGACAGCCUGUUCUCCAGCACUCACACCACGUGGAACAGGGGCUCGGCGAGCAUCAUGGAGACCCGGAGUGGGCAGCUGACGGAGUCGGGCAGCAACGUGGAGGGCUGUCUGAGCGUGAACAUGGACCCCAAGGGGUACAGGACCUUCAUUGUCAUGGAGUACUGCAAUGGCGGGUCGCUGCUGAAGGGCAUAAAUUCGGGGGCAUUCUUCACGCAGGAGACGGGCCCCUUGGCUAUGCGCGCCCUCCUCACGGCCCUGGACAUCGCCCGCGGUGUGGGCUUCCUGCACGACAUGUGCAUCGUCCACGGCGACCUGCGUCCCGAGUCCUGCCUGGUCAAGUCCGAGGCGUCCAACAAGAAGGGCUUCGUGUGCAAGGUGGGCGACUUCAAGCUGAGCCGCUACGUGGCCGACGCCCUGCCCCUUAAGGCCACCGCCGUGGGCUGCACGGCGUACGCCGCCCCGGAGCUGCUGAGGAGCGGCACGCUCACCAAGGCCGCCGACGUGUACGCCAUGGGCAUGAUCCUGUGGCGCCUGCUGUCCGACAUCCCCGCCUACAAGAGCAUGAAGGAGGAGGAGGUCGUGGAGUUCGUGCUGCGCGGACAGAGGCCGGAAAUACCGGCGCACUUUUCAAAGGGGUACCGGGAGCUCGUGGAGGCCUGCUGGCACCAGGACAGGGCCAGGCGGCCGGAGUUCCACCAAAUCGUGGAUAGGCUCCAGGCGCUGGUGUCGGCCGCGGCGGCCACAUCCGGGGAGAGCUCCGCCCGGCCGGACGGCCCCGGCUCGCCCGGCGCCGUGGUGACCCAGCAGACCUGGGAGCUGCUGACGGAGUCGCUGUCCGGGAACCGCAUCUACACCCCGGUGUUCCCGUCCGGCGACGGGUCGACUUCGUCCAAAAACCCGGACCCAGAUGGGCAGCCCGCCAAGGUUGAGGGGGGCGUGAAGGACAGCGCGCCCCAUGGGGGGGAGGUUGUGGAUCUCGCGCCCAAGAGGAGGGGCGAGGUUGCUGCCGGGGAGGCAUCGGAAGCGGGGGGCUCCAAGGAACGGGAGCAGGAACCGAGCCAGUCUGACUCCACCGCAUCGGACAGCAGCGCAUCCCCGCGCAGGCGCGUGUGCGACUCCGUGGCCGACAUGCCGGGCAGCCGCGCGACGCACUUCCAGGAGGUCGACGAGGCCGUGGGCGAGUCGGAGAGGCCGUCGGACUCCGACCGGGGCAGCUCUUACGGGCGCAGCUUCCUGUCGAGCUUCCUGGCGGGCCGUGGCGGCUACAGCUCCCCCAGGGGGCGGUCCUCUCCGCCCAGGCACGCCGGCGUCAGUCGAUUCGAGCAUCGCGCUCCCCGGCGUGAUAACGACCGGGGCCCCGGUCCCGCGAGCCCGUCCCGGCCGACCACCCGGGGGAGGUUCCAAGUGUCGAUCGCCACCGCCACCAGCGCGCAGCACGCGGACCGGAUGGGCCGGGCGGCGUGCAGCGGGGAGAGCGGGGUGGAGGGGGAGGGGGAGGUGCAUGGGCUGCAGCAGUGCGCGCCGCCGGAGAGCGGGUCGGAGGAGGAGGGGGGGGAGGGGGAGCGGAGAGGCAGCGGGGAGAGCCAGCGGACGAGCAGCGGUGCGCUGCCGGCGCACCUGCCCGUGCCGCCCGAGACCUUCGGCGUGUCAAGCAAGGAGGUGGCUGCCCCCGGCAUUCUUCUGGAGGUGGAGGAGCCCAUGUCCGUCUCGGCAGAUGGCUGGGUGCCGUCCCGUAUACCCCGCAAUCCUCGGCGAGCCCCUUCGCCCUUGUGA